AAGAUCCCAAACUUCCCCAGCUGUCAAAUUUUUGUUCCCAAUCUUUUUUUUUUCGGUCGUUAGCUUUUUGGGGGGAGAAAAGUUCGCUCUUUGCUUUACAUGGGUCACGAUAACGGCAAUCGAAAUUACCUGAUUUUUGUUUCUUAUCGCCGGGUCUAAUUACCCUUCAUUCCCCAUCCUAAUCUUUUCGCCUUCCCAACGCCCGGAGAUGCAGGCACUCCACAAAAACAUCGACAAUGGUCCAGCUCCAAAGACCUUUGCAAAAUCUUCCGCUUCCGAUGAUCCAGUUACACCGCAUGUCCACAAGGCCACCAGUCCGUCGACGCAUUUCAUCGCUGGCGCCACCGGUGGCAUGGUCACGGCUCUCUUGACAUCGCCCCUAGAUGUGCUUCGAACUCGGUUACAAUCGGAUUUCUAUCGCUCGCAGACCAAAUCCGCCGUCGCUCCCCCGCCUCAAGCCCGCGUGUCUCUACCACGAUCCUUUCUUCUCCAUUUCCGUGAAACAUUUGACAUUCUCUUUACGAUACACCGCGUCGAGGGCUGGCGCAGUCUCUUCCGGGGACUGGGACCCAGUCUGACGGGUGUGGUUCCGGCCACCGCCAUCAAGUUCUGGGCGUACGGCAACUGCAAACGGCUCUAUCCGGGCCUCCUUGGGUACGAUGCCGACUCUACGUCGGUACACGCUCUUUCGGCUGCGACCGCCGGUGUAGUGACCGGUACCGCGACGAACCCUAUCUGGCUCGUCAAGACACGGCUUCAACUCGAUAAGUCACACCUGGAGAGCGGCGGACAACCACGGUACAAGAGCAGCUAUGACUGCGUGAAGCAGGUCGUCAAGCAGGAAGGACUGAGAGGGUUAUAUCGGGGUCUUGCGGCCAGCUACCUGGGAGUCAUCGAGACUACUCUUCAUCUUGCCUCCUACGAACGAAUGAAGGUCAUGCUCGCGAAUCAGAACAAGCUGCAGGGCGAGAAGAAGAACAACGAGCUAGCCCAGGGUUUGAUUCUCAGCGGAGCCGCUGGUCUUUCCAAGCUGAUCGCCGUCUUGAUCGCUUACCCCCACGAGGUCCUCCGGACUCGACUACGACAAGCCCCCAUGGCCAAUGGCCGCCCGAAAUACACCGGAGUGAUGCAGUGCCUCCGGCUGAUGGUUAAAGAAGAAGGAGUUGUCGCCCUGUACGGCGGGUUGACGGCGCAUCUAAUCCGCACCGUCCCUUCGGCGGCGCUCACGCUGGGAACAUAUGAGCUGGUACUCAAGCUGCUGAAUUAGCUGCUCCAUGUCGCAACGGACUGGCCAGGCACCCGCAGGUCGACUGUAUUAUUAUUAAAUGUAAAUGUAUUUAUGUAUCAUAGACUACUAAUUAACGGGAAUAGACACAUCACC
Messenger RNA from Aspergillus steynii IBT 23096, 1381 nucleotides. Its product is annotated as putative mitochondrial carrier protein (Rim2). The record is from RefSeq and is a predicted model, not a curated record. The transcript has 3 exons. Gene Ontology annotation, biological process: pyrimidine nucleotide import into mitochondrion. Bases 209 to 1267 code for a protein of 352 amino acids. Gene Ontology annotation, cellular component: mitochondrion. Gene Ontology annotation, molecular function: pyrimidine nucleotide transmembrane transporter activity. NCBI's taxonomy places the organism in Eukaryota, Fungi, Ascomycota, Eurotiomycetes, Eurotiales, Aspergillaceae.